AUGGCUUACUUGGAUGACGUGGUAGUGUUCUCGAAUACACUGGAGGAGCAUCUCCUGCACCUAACCACCGUUUUACAACGAAUGCAGGCCGCAGGCAUCACCAUUAACCCCCGGAAGGUUCAACUGGGUUUGACCAGAAUAAACCUCCUAGGUUUCAUUGUCGAGGAAGGCACAUUCCGGCCUGAUGAGAAGAAACUCCGGGCCAUACUGCAGCUUCCACCACCAACAGACGUCAAGAGCCUGCAGCGGUAUUUGGGCAUGGUGGGCUUCUACCGCCACUUUAUCCCCAACUGCGCUGACCUGGCAAGACCUCUCCACCAGCUCCUACGGAAAGGUGCCAGUUGGCAGUGGACUGACGUGGAGCAGGGAUCAUUUCGGGCUCUGUCGUCGGCUAUCGCCGAUACCGCACGUCUGCUGCUUCCCGACCUCAACCUGCCAUUCAUCGUGCAGACCGAUGCAAGUGAGUAUGGCAUCGGCGCAGUCUUGCUUCAGAAGCACCAAGGAAAGCUUCACCCUCUGGCUUUUGCAAGUCGCACUCUCACAGGAGCAGAGCGGAACUAUACCGUAACAGAGAAAGAGUGCCUAGCAAUUCUGUUUGCACUAAAGAAAUUUGACAUGUAUGUGGAUGGGGCUGACUUUACUAUUCAGACUGACCACCAGGCCCUGACGUGGCUGUCAAAGCUACAAAACCCAGCCGGCCGUUUAGCCCGUUGGGCCCUCUCUCUUCAGAAGUAUAAUUACAGAGUAGAAUACAGGAAAGGCACCUUCAAAAAGGUAGCUGACGCCCUGUCCCGAGCACCACUCUCCGGGGAUGGCGAGCCGGCACACGAAGUCCUGGCUGCGGCAGUGCCUGUGGACGCCUGGGGGACACUGAUCUCCCGCCAGCAGCUACUCGACGCCCAGCUAAGCGACGACCAGUGCAACUUGAUUCACAAGGCACUGGACGGCGCCAACCCUGCCGGUAGCGGCAACUACGACUGCUACAUGCAAGCAGACGAUGGCCUGCUCUUGCGGUAUAUACCUGCUGCCGAUACGGAUUGCGAGCUGUACCUGCUACACAAGCUGGAUUCUAAGAUAAUCUGGGAUAGGUUGUUGGAAGCAUUCACCCGUUUCGGUUUCCCAGCGCAUCUUAUCACGGACAAUGCCACGUAUUUCAUAGGCAGGAUAUUCGUGGACACUUGCAAAGCUCUUGGCAUGCAGCACAAAAGGACGACACCAUACCACCCUCAAGCCAACAUCACGGAGGGUGUCAACAGAAACCUUAAUACAAUGCUGGUGGCUUUCACCGAGCGGCACAAGGACUGGGACGUUCGUAUCCAGGAGAUGGCUUUCGCCACAAGGACCACAGUAAACCGAUCGACAGGGUUUACGCCAACGGCUAUUCUUCUCGGUCGUGAGCUCCGUUUUCCUAUUGAGCAUGCAUUCACCAACGGCUUUGAAUUGCCAACUUGCAAUUACUCCACGUUCACACAAAAUCUUUCCAGCCGCCUGGCCCACACUCUGAAGGAGGCCAGGGAAAACUUGGACCUUGCCCGCCUGGAACAUGGCAACCAAUACAACAAAGGCAGGCGGCCCCUGGAGUUCGCGGUCGGCGACGAAGUGCUCCGCCGAACGCACCCACUCAGCGAUGCUGCAAAAGGGCUGGACGACCAGGUCUACCGCUUCUUCGAGAGGCGUGCCUCGGGAAAUCGAGCCAACUCUAUGGCCUUCGGGUUCCUGGACGACCUUGGCGACUCGGACAUUCCCUGCUCCGCCGAUCCUCGUUUGGUACAGCAGUCUACAAGUUCGGCCCACCACUGGCGGUGCCGCGCCGUCGCUGAAGGCCACCGUGGGCCAGCGCCAUCAUCCUCUAGGCACAGAGAGGAGCAGUAUGGGAGCGCCGGCACAAUGAGCGACAUAGGAGCCAGCUGA
Messenger RNA from Dermacentor albipictus, 1911 nucleotides. The record is from RefSeq and is a predicted model, not a curated record. Lineage: Eukaryota; Metazoa; Arthropoda; Arachnida; Ixodida; Ixodidae.